Messenger RNA from Chaetomium fimeti, 1440 nucleotides. RefSeq names its product Anp1-domain-containing protein. Gene Ontology annotation, cellular component: mannan polymerase complex. Gene Ontology annotation, biological process: cell wall mannoprotein biosynthetic process; protein N-linked glycosylation. Gene Ontology annotation, molecular function: alpha-1,6-mannosyltransferase activity. NCBI's taxonomy places the organism in Eukaryota, Fungi, Ascomycota, Sordariomycetes, Sordariales, Chaetomiaceae. The transcript is spliced from 5 exons. The record is from RefSeq and is a predicted model, not a curated record. The coding region runs from base 1 to 1440 and encodes 479 amino acids.
AUGUCGGCGGUUAUUCGAAUGGGUACCCGCGGGGGAAGACCUUCGACAUCUCUCCUCACAGGUGUAUACCAACCGCGCGGCACAACCCCAACCAACCGCCGACGAACCCAAUCCCUCGUGCGCAUCGGCGUCGUAGCGGCCGUCCUCUUCUUCCUCGCCCUCUACGUCUUCGCCCGCGGCGGAGGCGACGGCUCCUCCUCCUCCUCGUCGUCGUCGGUGCUCUCGAUCUUCUCGCUCGGCCUCCUCUCGUCGGGCGGCGCCGACUUCGAGCUCGAGACGGUGCGGUACCACGACCUGUCCAACGUGCAGGGCACGGCGCGCGGCUGGGAGCGCGAGGAGCGCAUCCUGGUCUGCGUGCCCCUCCGCGACGCCGAGGCCCACCUGUCCAUGUUCUUUUCGCACCUCAAGAACUUGACCUAUCCGCAUAACUUGCUCGACCUCGCGUUUCUGGUGUCGGAUUCUAAGGAUAAUACGAUGGGCGUGCUGGUCAAGAACUUGGAGGAUAUUCAGGCGGCGGAGGAGGAGGAGAUGCAUUUUGGGGAGAUCUCGAUUAUUGAGAAGGACUUUGGCCAGGUGGUGAACCAGGAUGUGGAGAGUCGCCACGGGUUUGCUGCGCAGGCCGGGAGGAGAAAGCUUAUGGCCAGGGCGAGAAAUUGGUUGUUGACGGCGGCGCUGCGACCGUACCAUUCGUGGGUGUACUGGCGUGAUGUCGAUGUUGAGACGGCGCCGUUUACGAUUUUGGAGGAUCUCAUGCGGCAUAACAAGGACGUCAUCGUCCCGAAUGUGUGGCGUCCAUUGCCGGAAUGGCUAGGUGGAGAGCAACCGUACGAUCUGAAUUCGUGGCAGGAGUCUGACACAGCCCUGACGCUCGCCGAUACGCUCGAUGAGGAUGCUGUUAUUGUGGAGGGCUAUGCCGAGUAUGCCACUUACCGGCCGCAUUUGGCGUACCUUCGAGACCCCUACGGCGACCCCGACGUGGAGAUGGAGCUUGAUGGCGUUGGUGGUGUGAGUAUCUUGGCCAAGGCCAAGGUAUUUCGCUAUGGCGUCCAUUUCCCGGCAUUUAGCUUCGAGAAGCAUGCUGAGACCGAGGGGUUUGGCAAGAUGGCGCGAAAGAUGGACCUCUCCGUCAUCGGACUGCCUCACUACACCAUCUGGCACGCGUAUGAGCCCAGUGUGGACGAUAUCAAGCACAUGGAGCAAAUGAAGCGGGAGCAACUUGCCCAGGAGGAGGCAGAGAAGGAGAAGGCGGAGAAGGCUAAGAAACUGAAAGAGUCAUUCGGCGAUGCCACCGGACAAUGGGAGAGGGACAAGGUGGAAAUGCAGAACAUUGUUACUCAGGAGAAAAAGAAGGAAGCCGCCGCCGCCGCCGCCGCUGCCAAUGACAAAGCUGGCUCUGAUGCCCCGGGAGGCAAGGUGGUAGAGAAGGUCGUUGCGAGAUAA